Messenger RNA from Ectocarpus siliculosus, 1995 nucleotides. Lineage: Eukaryota; Phaeophyceae; Ectocarpales; Ectocarpaceae. The record is from the annotation of a GenBank genome assembly.
AUGAGAGCUGUUGAACAGCAUCACCAUGAGAUCGAUCGGGGGUAUGCAGGCGUGCAAGAGACGGGGGGGGCUAGGGGGGGUGACUGCAUGGCGUCGGCCGCCGAACAACACGCAGCGCAGGAAAAGGUGGCGGAGACCCUCGCUCGUCAGAUGGAAGGACAGCUAGCCGAGAACGGGGCGCUGGCGGCGACGGCUCUGGCGGCGGCGGUGGCGGCGGCGACGGCAGCGGCAGCGGCGGUCGGGGGUGCGGGGCCACCCCCCUCGGGACAGAUGGCAGCGGCGUUGUCGGGCGGAGGGAUCACGAGCAAGGUGGACGUGACCUACCUCAACUUCUUCCUCAAGGAGUUCAACGCGUUUGUCCCGCUGACGACGCAAGACAUCUUGCGGGACGCUCUUUACCCGGUGCCGGCGGCCCUGACGGAACGAUCGUUCCACGGAGACGAGGAGUAUAGAAGACAGAACGCUCGGGUGGCCGUGAUCCAAGGCUGCAUCACCAUCGGCGCGUUGCUCAAGGGGCACACACAGGUGGUAGGAUACCUGCGUAACGUGCGGGAGGCACUGACCAACUCCUUCGACUUCGUGAGCUCCGAGACGAUGAGCGCCUACAUGGUGACGGCCUACUGCCACGACCUCAUGGGAAAUGCGGCGGCUACACGCAACUACAUGGAGUUCGCGAAGGCGGUGGCGACGCAACUCCCGCAGGUGACGGUGGACCACGAGCUGGUGUUUCAGUUCUACCGCGUUUGCUCGGAGGUGCACAACUGCACCCUGUCGGCUAUACCCAAGCUCCUCCAGCACGCGGGCGCGGCGGCUCCUUGCUACCAGGUCCUCAACGUACUGACAUACGCCUUGUACGACCUGGCCCAUCUUGCCGCGGAGGAACUCACCAACACCAUUUCCAAGGCGCAGGUGAUGGCGGAGUUGAACUCCCUCUUGCCGAUCCUGACACGUGCUGACGGCAUGAGCCGGGACAACUCGUCCUCGUUCGGAGCUCUCGGCGUCGUGCUCGUGAAGGGGGUGUUGGCCUACAUCUUGCUACGCUUGGGUAGGAGCCAAGACGGGCUGGAGGUGCUGGAGCCGGUGGUGGGCAUCCUAGCGGAAAACCCGGGGCUGCUGCGGCAGGUCAUGUGCUGGCAUUUGUCACGCUGCAUUCUGGUGAUCUUCCUGGAGCAUGGGUGGUUCAAAGAAUACGAAAUCACGCGAAACAUUUACAACAGCCUUCUGGAGCCCGAACAGGGCGGGCAGCACUUCGCAGUGUGGGGCCGAGGCCAUUUCCAGGAUGCGACCCCGUUCCCUCCGGUGGACAGCCUCCACUCCCAGGGAAACUCCUUUUUGUGUUCCAACCCCAUCUGCAAGGCCAUCAACAGGGAUCUCAGCGAGGGCGUCGAGGCAACCGUCGCCGCACAGGGCCGUUUUGCUGCGGCAUCGAGCGCCGCCGGGCCGCAGCCGGUGAUCAAUAUGGUCACCGGGGAAGGCUUCCUCAACUUUGACUCGGAGGCGGGGGUGAACGUUUCGACCGCCUCACCCAAGCCGUCCCUGCCGGGCUUUGGCUCCAGCUCCAGCUCCGGUACGGGAACAAGCCAAGCGUCGCAGGGAUCACCACAACCGCCCGCGUCGAUGUCUUCGUCGUUUUCAGUCGCCCAGCAGCAUCCGCAAGCGAUGUUGAUGACUCCCGCUGCUUCCACGACUCCCGCCGCUCUACACAAGGGGGCUGUUCCGACGAGAGCGGCGAUGUCGGCGAUAUCGGCGGCCGACGCCGGCAAGAAGAGGGUGUUGUCAGAUCGCACCGCCUACGUCCCCUCUGCCGGGGUCCCAGGGGUUGGGGCUAGUGCGGGAGGGGGUUGGAGUUGCUCGGGGUCUGUUCGAGAAAGUGAAGGCGGCGUUUCUCCGGCGAUGGGCCAGUCCAAGGAAGAGGAUAUGGGAAAGGCGGAUUGGCUUGGACGAAGAUCAAGGCGAACGCACCAGCGAAUGCUUCAGGAAGCUCGAGCUCUGUGA